AUGCGCAAACCACACCGUGCAGGAAGCCAGGCUUUGAAACGGGCGAUGUCGUAUGGGCUCGCGAUAUCGCACCAGAAGCAAACCCCGUUACUGCCAGGGCAAAGAUCUGUCCGGGAUACCCUCUACGUCGAGGAUAAAGUUGGCUCUUUCACCUUUGGCAUUCCCAGUCUCCCCCACCAAUGGACGAUCUGGGGUAGUCGUGCAGACGAAUCGGCGUGUCCGAAGGAGAUCUGGUCGAAGGUGCCGUCAACCGACCAUCGCGAUAUCCGUAAGGCCGCUUUCCAAGAAUACGCCGCAGCCACGCAUUUCAAUGCGGUGCGAAUCCCAUCUACAGGAUGCGUGCACGCGUCGGCCGCGCUGGGUGGCAUUUGCGGCCUCUUGGCGGCGUUGCGUCAUUAUUGGGACUCAGUCUGUCGCGGUCGAGCUGUCCUGGUCCGGAUCUUCAUCGAGGUGGUGAAGAACCUCGCGGAGACUGGAUCGCCAUCUGGGGGUAUGUUCUUUCCGUAUAGACAGUACGAAUGUGACCUUUGCAUCAGCAUCCACCACCACCGGGUCCAUCAUGCCGCACCGGCACGACAACAGGCAGGUCUACGCGUCAUAUGCGUAGCUGAUAGCCCGCCACGCGCGGCGGCCUGUCGAAUGGGUGCAGACGCCCCCGUUCGCUGGAUUCGUCGCGCCAUCGAGAUUAUCCGCGGUAUCACUGGGAAAGCUACGCUACGCAUCGACAUCAGCAGCCAACGUCUGUCAUCAUACGGUACCGAUAAAGCUGUUCCAUACGUCGCCUGUGGUGGGAGAAGCGAUCGUCUCCUGGUUAGAGGUUGCUACAGUCGAAGGCCUUUGAGUUACCGCCGAUUGUCCGAGUCGAUGGAGGGCUUGCCGGGCAUUUUCAAUGACCCGUUGGAGAUUCUGCGACAGGGUGCGAACUGGAUUGAACUGGCACAGAAACCUUUGAGGGCGGCCACCACGCUAUCUUUCGCCGACGGUGCUAGGCGCGGCUACGACUACAAAGGCCCGGCCAACCCAGAGCCCACCAUCCCGCCGGAGCCCAAUUUCCCAUCAACGACCCUCUCAACGGCCGCGUGGGAACAUUACAUUGUCACUGCGUAUCGAUUCUGCGGCGCGAACCGGCGGCCCUUCAACACGCAAGUGGAGCAUGACGAGCGAUAUCGCAUCGCAGACGAGCACCUGACGUGA
Aspergillus tanneri is the source of this 1194-nucleotide messenger RNA. RefSeq lists its product as uncharacterized. The record is from RefSeq and is a predicted model, not a curated record. The transcript is spliced from 6 exons. NCBI's taxonomy places the organism in Eukaryota, Fungi, Ascomycota, Eurotiomycetes, Eurotiales, Aspergillaceae. Bases 1 to 1194 code for a protein of 397 amino acids.